CAAGAUUGUUACUUCCAAUGAAGCACCGCACCUCGGCAAUAUCGCCAAGACCGGACCGAAGACUAGCGGCGUAAAGCCCUAGAAAUCACUCCUUUAAUCACUCCUUUUUUUCUUAAUCACUCACCCGUCAAAUCGAUUUAGAAUUUUAGAUAAUGUUAAGAGUUUCGGUCAUGCAAUUUGAAUUUCUUAAAUCGUUUUGGAAGGGUAAAAUGGAGAAUUAAGAACGGCCCUGAGGCUCAAGUAGCUGUCAUUCAAUUUACUGAAUUCAAAAUUUCAAAGCAGCUUUGGAAUAAUCCCGCCAGAAAACGCACUGAGAGCUGGAGAAAAUGGACGCUCAAGGGCCGACGCUGAAGCUAACUGUGGAGAAAGGUCCACUCGCUGGCCAAUGCCUGGAAUUCAAACCUGGUUUUACCGUCCGACUUGGCCGAGUUCGCCGCCCUGGCCGUGGGCCGUUCAACAAUCUCGUCAUCAAAGAUGCAGAUUCCGGCAUCGAAGAUCCCGGCAUCUCCUCUAGACACCUCACCGUCGAGUUCAACUCCUCCGACGGGAAAUGGGUCAUCUGCGACCUCGGAUCCCUUAAUGGGACCUUUCUCAAUGGCGACAAACUUGACCCGUCCUGUCCUGCCGCGCUUUCUGACAGCGACGUCAUUAAGAUCGGGGAUCUCACUACAAUUAAGGUCCAAAUCCAUGGUCUCCACCGCGCUUCUACCGAGGAAAAGGUAAACCCUAGGGGAAAGGCCGCCACAGACACCGCACAGAAAGAUAACCGCAUUGUGUCUGAGAAUCCCGUGUUAGGGUUAGCGGAUGCAGAGUUGGGGAAGACGAAGAGGCGCCCCCCUCCCCGUCCCAGGGGCAGGCCUCAGAAGGGAAGUAAUGUGAUCAGUGACAAGGUCGAACCUCAAGCUGAGGGCACUGGUUUUGAUAAAGGCAGGACUUCUCAUGUUGAAAUUGCUAUUGUUGAGAACACAGAGAGCUUCAGCGUGAUAGAGACUGAUGAAGAUGGUGGUCAGCCUAGGACCAGGAAUGGCCGGGGAAGAGGAGGACGAGCAAAGACGGGAAGGGCCACCACCAGAAGUACAAAGCAGAGCAUUCUACAGGCAGAGAGUGUCACCUCAAUUCAUUUGGAAGAUGGUAAUGCAGCAAAUUCCUCUAGCAUAAAGAAGGACGGAGAUAAACUUCAAGCUGAGGGCACUGGUUUUGGUAAAGGCAGGACUUCUCAUGUUGAAAUUGCUAUUGUUGAGAACACAGAGAGCUUCAGUGUGAUAGAGACAGUUGAAAAUGGAGGUCAGCCAAGGACCAGGAAUGACCAGGGAAGAGGAGGACGAGCAAAGGCGGGAAGGGCCACCACCAGAAGUACAAAGCAAAGCAUUCCACAGGCAGAGAGUGUCACACCAGUUCAUUUGGAUGAUGGUAAUGCAGCAAAUUCCUCUAGCUUAAAGAAGGACGGAGAUGAACUUCAUGCUGAAGGCACUGGACUUGAAAAUGCAAGUCCAAUAAGAAAAAGGAAUUCAGUCAAGGUAGAGAAUUUCAGUGAUGGGGCUUCUCAAGUUGAAAUGAAUGUUGUUGAGAAAACAGAUAGCUUCAGCACGAUAGAAACAUUGGAUUUGGAAACUAUGACCAUGGGUGAGUGGCUUGCUUAUUUGGAGGUUGAGAUCCCAAAACAAAUAAUUGAAGCCUCAGAGGAGAUGAUUUCAGAAAUGAGAAAGAAGGCAGAGAUGUUUCAAGAAUUUGUGAUGAACCAAAAGAAUGCAAAGGAUGGGAGGACCUGAUGUGAGGUAUAUAUUAGACUGUCUUGGAGAGAUCAGAAGAAUCACUGGUUCUCUGGUAAUUUCAUAGGAGAAUAUCCUGUUGCUGUAGUAUUUUUGUUUCAUUUUAGGGCCAGUGCUGGUUUUAAAUUCGUACAUGGAAGAACAAACUUGUGAGAAUCUUGACAUCUUGCUUUAAGCUGACUUUGCUCCCACAUUUCCUUUUAAGCAAAACCAUGAUGCUCUAAGUUCUGCAUGAGGCACGACCCUUAUUGUACUGUGAUCUCUGAGUCCUAGAUUUAGUUCUUACAUGAACUUACUGCUAUGAAUGGGGGAGUUUCACUGUUAAAGUCUUAUUAAGCAUCCCCAAUGCAACCCUUUCUAGUUUAAAUAAAUUAUGUCGCAUGUCAAAUUAUUAAAAGGCUUUCUAAUCUACAUGAUAAAUUGUGGAGUUACUAGGCAUUAACAUUAGAAGGAAGCCUCCAAUGCAUAGCCUCAAAGCCCAAAUUAAGUCUUCA
Molecule: messenger RNA, 2263 nt
Organism: Cuscuta epithymum
Lineage: Eukaryota; Viridiplantae; Streptophyta; Magnoliopsida; Solanales; Convolvulaceae
Source: the annotation of a GenBank genome assembly